Zootermopsis nevadensis is the source of this 3886-nucleotide messenger RNA. The record is from RefSeq and is a predicted model, not a curated record. NCBI's taxonomy places the organism in Eukaryota, Metazoa, Arthropoda, Insecta, Blattodea, Termopsidae.
UGGGUGGAAAUCAGGAGGCUAGUUAAAUUUAAGCAAGCUAAAAUGUGAAAACAGUGUGAAACACAUCUUUAAUGUUAUUUUGUACAUCAUACAGGAAUGGGUAACAUACCUGUCAUUCAUGAAUGCUGUUAUUAGCUGUCUUUAUGAUGAGAUAAUUGAUACUAUUGUGACAUCAGAGAUAUUUGCUUUAUAUGAGUAGGUAACUUGAUAUCCCACUCCAUGAUAAAAACAUUGAGGAUGCUGGAGAGAAUUUUUGGACAUUAGAGAAUGGAAGUAACCAGAAGACAGAAAAGUUAUGUAGUAACUAGCUUCAUAAUUUCUAUUCUUUAGCAAGUCUUGGAGGAUGAAUUAUGACAGGGAUGUAGCAUGCAUGGGAGAGCCAAUUAGUGCAUAUAAGAUUUUAAUUGGAAUACUCGAAGGGAAGAGUUCUUUUGGGAAACAUAGUCUUAUGGUGUGGAAUAGUAAAAUAGAUAUUAAAGAAAUUAGUUGUAAUGCUGUGGCUUUGAUAGGAUGGUGUAGACUGGUAUCCAGUGGUGGGCUGUUGUAAUCAUAGUAAAUGAGUAACCUUCAAUUUCCAACUCAGAAACUAUCAGCUUCUCAAGAUGGAAUCUGCUGUAUGGAAUUAAUUGGAUAUUUUACCACUUGCUUUAUUGUCUUUAUGAUUGUAACAAGAUGUCGUAUGUGCCCAGAUGUAUGAGUUACGUAUUGGGUUUGUCAGAAACAGUUUUUAAUCUAGUGAAUAUUGCAGUAUAUCUAAACAUAUAGGUAGAUCUUCAGGGGUACGUGAUGUCCAGCUUCAGUUAAAAUUCCAUAAAUUUAAGAAAAUCAGUUUUGUCAUGUGUUUUUUCUUUUACUAAGUGGUGAUUGUGCACUGAUGCAGGACUCGUGUAAAACUAUAUAUGGCAUUUUCCACAAUUGAACUAAUAAAAUUUUUCUCAAGGUUAAAGUCUGUUGCAGGUUUCCCAGAUUUACAGGGUAAUUUCUGAUUUUACAUCUGUUAAUUUCCUGCUCAUUUAGUGUUCUUUGUUACUACAUUCUCCUUUAUCAAGAAUGCGUUAUUUUUUCGAUAGGACAUGUACCAUCCAAAUGCUGGAGUACCACCUCAAAUGCAGCAGCCACCCAUGGGGCCACAGGGUCCUGCUGCCAGUUACCCGUCACCUCAUCAGCACAUGGGUCCACAGCAACCACCACAUCCAGGCAUGCAGUCACAACCUGCGAGACGUCUUGAUCCUGAUCAUAUGCCAAGUCCUGUUCAGGUGAUGGAAGAUGACCAACGCAAUAGGUCAGGAAUUUUCUAUACAAAUCAGAAGGGGAUGGUACCACCUCUUGUCACUACAAACUUCAUUACCCGAGAUGAAGGCAAUGCUAGCCCUAGAUAUAUUCGUAGCUCAAUGUACAAUAUUCCAGCUACCAUUGAUAUGAUGAAGCAAGUUGCUGUGCCAUUUGGUCUUGUAGUUAGUCCUCUAGCUCGGACGUUAGAUGAGGAAUAUUUGCCACCAAUUAUAAACAUGGGAGAAAUUGGUCCUGUUCGGUGCAACAGAUGUAAAGCGUAUAUGUGUCCGUUCAUGCAAUUCAUUGAUGGAGGGAGACGUUUCCACUGUCUUUUCUGCAAAGCCACUACAGAAGUGCCUCCAGAGUACUUCCAGCAUUUAGAUCAUACAGGUCUGCGGGUGGAUCGGUUCGAGAGACCAGAGUUGAUACUGGGAGCAUUUGAAUUUGUUGCCACAGAAGAUUAUUGUAGGAACAACACAUUCCCCAAACCUCCAGCACUCAUCUUUUUGAUCGAUGUGUCUUAUAACAACAUAAAAUCUGGACUGGUUCAUCUUCUUUGUAGCCAAAUAAAAGAAAUUGUGAAACUUCUACCCAAGGAUGAAGGAGCCGAAAAGUCUAAUAUGAGGGUCGGUUUCAUCACCUAUAAUAACACGGUGCACUUUUACAAUAUUAAGGGUUGUCUUGCUCAGCCACAGAUGAUGGUGGUGGGGGAUGUACAGGGCAUGUUUGUGCCUCUACUGGAGGGUUUUCUGUGUGAUCCCACUGAAUCUGAGGCGGUUAUUGAUAGUCUGAUGGAACAGAUACCGACCAUGUUUGCUGACACUCGUGAGACAGAAACAGUACUGGCACCAGCAAUCCAGGCUGGUCUUGAAGCUCUCCAGGCCUCAGAAUGUGCUGGGAAGCUGUUAGUAUUCCAUUCUUCUUUGCCAAUAGCUGAAGCUCCGGGAAAACUGAAAAACCGGGAUGACAGGAAACUGCUUGGCACAGAAAAGGAAAAAACAGUGUUAGCACCACAGGGGAAUGUAUACAGCAGCCUGGGCCAGGAAUGUGUUGCUGCUGGAUGUAGUGUUGAUCUCUUUGUGUUCAACAAUUCUUAUAUUGAUUUGGCCACCAUUGGUCAAGUAUCAAGAUUAUCCGGUGGAGAAAUCUACAAGUAUACAUAUUUUCAGGCUGAUCUGGAUGGCGAACGACUCAUCGCAGAUAUCAAACAUGAUGUGAGUCGUCCAGUUGCAUUCGAUGCCAUCAUGAGAGUGCGCACGUCUACUGGUGUUAGGGCGACUGAUUUCUAUGGUCACUUCUUUAUGUCGAACACAACGGAUAUGGAGCUUGCCAGUAUUGACUGUGAUAAGGCUCUCACCAUAGAAAUAAAACAUGAUGAUAAGCUUACAGAAGAAGAUGGAGUGUAUAUCCAGGUUGCUCUGCUUUAUACGUCAUGCGGGGGUCAGAGACGCAUCCGCAUCCUCAAUCUGUCACUCAAGACGUGCACGCAGAUGUCUGACCUUUAUCGAUGUUGUGACCUGGAUACCAUUAUUAACUUUAUUGCUAAACAAACCGUGUUCCGACUGUUGGAGUCAUCACCAAAAUCAGUCAAAGAAAACCUGGUAAAUCGAUGUGCACAGAUGCUGGCUUGCUACAGGAAGAACUGUGCUAGUCCAACUUCAGCGGGACAGCUUAUCUUGCCUGAGUGCAUGAAGUUGCUGCCACUUUAUGUUAACUGCGUUCUCAAGAGUGAUGCAGUUUCAGGAGGAUCUGACAUGAAUAUUGAUGACCGAUCAUUUAUAAUGCAAGCAGUUACAAUAAUGGAUAUUCCAUCAUCUGUCGUGUUCUUUUACCCACGACUUAUCCCACUUCAUGAUAUCGAUGUUGAUUCUGAUGAACUGCCACCUUCCAUCCGCUGCACGUCAGAUAAGAUUAGAGAUGACGGUGUGUACUUGUUAGAGAAUGGCAUCCACUUAUUCUUGUGGAUUGGGCUGAAUGUAGAUAUGGAAUGGAUACAGAAUGUGUUUGGUGUUCAAUCAGCUGCUCAGAUUGUUAUUGAUCGUACAUCAUUGCCCGUGCUAGAUAAUGCUCUUUCAGUAAGGAUAAAAUUGGUCAUUGAUUCUGUUCGCAAGGAGAGACAUCGAUGCAUGAGGUUAACACUGGUAAGACAAUGUGACAAGUUGGAGAUGGUGUUCAAACAUUUCCUGAUGGAGGAUCGUGGCAUGGACGGCACAGCAUCAUAUGUAGAUUUCUUGUGCCAUAUGCACAAGGAAAUACGCAAUCUGCUCAGCUAGAAGCAUGUUACAGUUAACAGCCAGCAACAUGGUAACGUGAACAAAUCCAGAACCUGAGGCUGUAAUGCUCCAAAGGGUCACUAAAUUGGCAGCAGUCAUUAAUUAAAAAAUACGACAAUGACUGUCACCAUUUUCUUCAUCCCGUUGUAGUUUGUCAUGGCCUGUACUGAAGAGCAACACCAAAUUUGUCACUGGUGGCAGAGACAGAGUGACGUGUUGCAGCUUCGAUCUUUUCAUUUACUCUGUAUAUUCUCUGCCUAAGAAGACAACCAAACAAACAUUACAGGGAACGGGACUGCGAUUUUGCAUAGUACUGAAAUAAAGCUAUCUUUUUAUUAAUA